AAGGCAAUGCAGGAACUCAUGAUGAAGAGGCGGGCAGCUGCUCUUGCCGUUCCUACAAAUGAUAUGGCUGUGCGAGCUCGGCUUCGACAUCUUGGUGAGCCAAUAACUCUGUUUGGUGAGAGAGAGAUGGAGAGACGGGACAGGUUGCGGAUGAUUAUGGCGAAGCUAGAUGCAGAAGGUCAGCUGGAGAAGCUGAUGAAAGCUCAUGAGGAUGAAGAGGCUGCGGCUUCUGCUCCAAAAGACGAGGCUGAGGAAGCACUGCAGUAUCCUUUUUACACUGAAGGGUCAAAGGCUCUCCUGGAUGCCAGAAUUUAUAUUGCUAAAUAUUCUUUGGCAAGGGCAGCAUUACGGAUUCAACGUGCACAGAGAAGAAGGGAUGAUCCAGAUGAAGAUAUGGAUGCAGAGAUAGAUUGGGCAUUGAGGCAGGCUGGGAAUUUGAGUCUCGAAUUCAGUGAAAUUGGAGAUGAUCGGCCUCUUUCUGGUUGCUCCUUCUCAAGGGAUGGAAAAUGGCUUGCCACCUGUUCUCUGACUGGCGCUUCCAAGUUGUGGAACAUGCCCAAAAUAAAAAAACAUUCCACCUUGAAGGGGCACACAGAACGUGCUACAGAUGUUGCUUUUUCUCCUGUUCAUGAUCAUUUAGCAACUGCCUCUGCUGAUCGAACAGCAAAGUAUUGGAAUGAUCAAGGAUCACUUUUGAAGACAUUUGAGGGUCAUCUGGACCGUCUUGCCCGCAUUGCCUUCCAUCCAUCAGGGAAGUACCUGGGAACUGCCAGUUUUGACAAGACAUGGAGAUUAUGGGACAUAGAAACAGGGGAGGAGUUGCUUCUUCAAGAAGGACAUAGUAGAAGUGUGUAUGGCCUGGCUUUCCACCGCGAUGGAUCAUUAGCUGCAUCUUGUGGACUAGACUCUCUGGCUCGUGUUUGGGACCUCCGAACUGGAAGAAGUAUUCUUGCACUGGAAGGUCAUGUCAAACCGGUUCUUGGCAUCAGUUUUUCACCUAAUGGAUAUCAUCUAGCCACUGGUGGUGAAGACAACACGUGUCGGAUUUGGGAUUUGAGGAAGAAGAAAUCCUUUUAUACUAUUCCUGCUCACUCGAAUUUAAUAUCACAAGUUAAAUUUGAACCACAAGAAGGUUACUUUUUGGUAACUGCUUCAUAUGACAUGACUGCUAAGGUUUGGUCUGGCCGUGACUUUAAGCCUGUGAAGACACUAUCUGGGCAUGAAGCAAAAGUUACCUCUGUGGAUGUUCUUGGAGAUGGUGGCCACAUUGUUACCGUCUCCCAUGAUCGCACCAUAAAACUGUGGUCCAGCAAUACGACUAACGAACAAGCAAUGGAUGUUGAUUAAGCUAUUUUGAUGACAUGCAAUAUCUGAAAGACUUUGGUGGCCCAAAUGAGAUUCAUAAUUUUUGUUAGAGACAUCUUAGAAUGACUAUUUUGCUUGGAUGGAUUUUUACGUAGUCAUACAUUACAUUGAAAAAAAAAAAAUACUUUUUUUGCCACCUUGUAUCACUUAUAUAGUCGACCAACCAAUUACACUUGAUGUAGCAUGAGUAAAUAACUAAUUGUCCCUUAAUUUCAA
This is a messenger RNA of Vigna umbellata (rice bean), 1581 nucleotides long. Lineage: Eukaryota; Viridiplantae; Streptophyta; Magnoliopsida; Fabales; Fabaceae. The record is from RefSeq and is a predicted model, not a curated record.